Molecule: messenger RNA, 3662 nt
Organism: Pipistrellus kuhlii (Kuhl's pipistrelle)
Lineage: Eukaryota; Metazoa; Chordata; Mammalia; Chiroptera; Vespertilionidae
Gene: ACVRL1
Product: activin A receptor like type 1
Exons: 10
Coding region: 59-1570 (503 amino acids)
Biological process (GO): BMP signaling pathway; transforming growth factor beta receptor signaling pathway; heart development
Cellular component (GO): BMP receptor complex; plasma membrane
Molecular function (GO): transforming growth factor beta receptor activity, type I; ATP binding; SMAD binding
Source: RefSeq, a predicted model, not a curated record
CCGCCGCUCCCGCACCCGCACCCGCACCCCAGCGCCCGCCGCCCGGGGCCACAGGACCAUGAGCCUGGACCUCCCCAGGAGAUGCCUUCUGAUGCUGCUGGUGGCUCUGAACCUGACCCAGGGCGACCCUGUGAGGGCCUCUCGGGGGCCGCUGCUGACCUGCACGUGUAAGGGCCCGGGAUGCCAGGGGCCUACCUGCCGGGGAACCUGGUGCACCGUCGUGCUGGUGCGGGAGGAGGGCAGGCACCUCCAGGAGCACCGGGGCUGCGGGAACAUGCAUCCCGAGCUCUGCUGGGCCCGCGCCACGGAUGUCCUCAACCACUACUGCUGCUACAGCUCCCUGUGCAACCACAACGUGUCCCUGGAGCUGGAGGCCCUCCCCACCCCGGAGCAGCCGCCAGUAGAGAGCCAGCUGCCUCUGAUCCUGGGCCCUGCGCUGGGCUUCCUGGUCCUGGUGGUCUCGUGUGCCCUGGGCCUGUGGCAUAUCCGGCGGCUGCAGAAGAAGCAUCAGCACCUGCACAGCGAGCUGGGCGAUUCCAGGCUCAUCCUGAAGGCAUCCGAGCAGGGGGACAGCAUGUUGGGGGACUUCCUGGACAGUGACUGCACCACAGGCAGCGGCUCGGGGCUCCCCUUCCUGGUGCAGAGGACGGUGGCCCGGCAGGUGGCCCUGGUGGAGUGUGUGGGAAAGGGCCGCUAUGGCGAAGUGUGGCGAGGCCUGUGGCAUGGUGAGAGUGUGGCGGUCAAGAUAUUCUCCUCGAGGGACGAGCAGUCCUGGUUCCGGGAGACUGAGAUCUACAACACAGUGCUGCUCAGACACGACAACAUCCUAGGCUUCAUAGCCUCGGACAUGACCUCCCGCAACUCGAGCACGCAGCUGUGGCUCAUCACGCACUACCACGAGCACGGCUCCCUCUACGACUUCCUGCAGCGGCAGACGCUGGAGCCGCGCCUGGCGCUCAGGCUGGCCGUGUCGGCGGCCUGCGGCCUGGCGCACCUGCACGUGGAGAUCUUCGGCACGCAGGGCAAGCCGGCCAUCGCCCACCGCGACCUCAAGAGCCGCAACGUGCUGGUCAAGAGCAACCUGCAGUGCUGCAUCGCGGACCUGGGCCUGGCUGUGAUGCACUCGCAGGGCAGCGACUACCUGGACAUCGGCAACAACCCACGUGUGGGCACCAAGCGGUACAUGGCCCCUGAGGUGCUGGACGAGCAGAUCCGCACCGACUGCUUCGAGUCCUACAAGUGGACGGACAUCUGGGCCUUCGGCCUGGUGCUGUGGGAGAUCACCCGCCGGACCAUCGUCAACGGCAUUGUGGAGGACUAUAAGCCACCCUUCUAUGACGUGGUGCCCAAUGACCCCAGCUUUGAGGACAUGAAGAAGGUGGUGUGUGUGGACCAGCAGACCCCCACCAUCCACAACAGGCUGGCUGCAGACCCGGUCCUCUCGGGGGUGGUCCAGAUGAUCCGGGAGUGCUGGUAUCCCAACCCCUCGGCUCGCCUCACUGCGCUGCGCAUCAAGAAGACACUGCAGAAACUCAGCAACAGCUUCGAGAAGCCCAAAGUGAUCGACUAGCCACCAGCAGACACCUGGCUCCCCUCAGCCUGCUGAGUGUGUGUGUGUGUGUGUGUGUGUGUGUGUGUGUGUGUGUGUGUUUAGGGGCGAGGGGAGCAGUGAAUGGUGGUCUGUCUGGAUGGAGGUAGUGUGUGUGUGUGUGUGCUGGAGAGGGGGUGCCCCUCUGGGGGCAGCUGUGCCUGCCCGGCUCUGCCCCCAGCCCAUCCGGCCCAAAAUACAGCUGGGCUGAAACCCGAUCUCCCGCUGUCUGGCCCACUCAGAGCAGCAGGCUCCCUGACGCCUGGCUCUGUCCCCACCACCAUGCCCUGGGCGCCCUCCCUGCCACCCAGGACACAGCGAAGGAGGCCCCAGUACCAGGGCGGCCACGCCAGGGAAUCCCAGUCUCUUGGGCCAAGAGCCUGGGCCUGCACUUUACCCCCUGCCCUCGGUCAACCCCACUGACCUACCAGAGCUGCCACGUGGCACAGGGCCCCGUCUGCCUUCAGCAGACACCCUACCCUGCCAGGCCCUCGCCUCUGGCCAAGCCCCAGACACCCAGGACCCAUGAGUUUGUAUCUCAGCUCCAUGAUGCCUUGGGCCUCUGUCUCCUGGACAAGACCCCCUGCUAGCUGCCUACCAGCUGCCUGAGAGACCUGGGGCCUAGUCUGGGCCCCUCCUCUAUCCCCAUCCAACUGACUUAUGGGGCAUUAAAACCAAGGAGCCCUGCUGUGGGUGUGGCAGGGUCAUAGGCCAUUGGAGAAGUGGCGGGUCAGAUGGGGAAGGCCCAGGACUUUCAGAAUAACUGAGAGGACACGGCUGGGAAGGGCUCCGGUCCUGGAUGCUUGCACCUGUUUCUUCAGGUGCAUAUGGAAAGAGGUGGUCCUGAUGUCCUCUGAGGUGUUUCAGCUCUAAUUUUCUUCGCAGUGCCAUCCUGUGCAAACUCAGUUCCUAGUGCCUUCUACGAUGCCCAGCCCCUGGCUAUUUGUCCCAUGAUGGGCUUUGCACAUAAGCUUAUCUGAGGCCAGAAGUGUCUAACAUGCCUCCUCGUCUAAUUCCCCAGGCUCCGGUUCCUACCCAUGCCCAUCCUUGGGCUCAGACAGCCCCUGGCCUUUUGGCAGACAAGCCAGCCUCAGCCCCCUCCGUGGCUUUGCCUUCUCUACCCAGAGCUGAGAGGGGUGAGCCUGGCUUCCGGCAGGGCCUCCAAGGCUCAGGAGAAACCUGACUCCAGCCAGGAAGCCUCUAGCUCCCAGGGUCCUGCUCCCCACUGCCCUCGGCCCAGGCCCACACCCUGGGCCACGCCCCAGAAAGCGUAUGCCUAGAAAGAAUCUGGUGGUUGUAGAGAAACACAGGGACACUUUGGCGCCUGGAGGUCAAAGGUGUGCGUCUAUGCACAGAGGGGGUUACCCCAGGCAGGUGGGUGGUCUGGGGGGCUGUAGGGGUGGAGGUGGGGCUCAUGGGGCAAGGACAGCCCCAAACUUGGGGAGACCUGAGCUCACAGCCCUCAGCCCUUGGGGCAGGGGGAGAGAAGCCCUCAGUUCCUACAGGAGGGGAAGAAAACAGCCUCCUGCUGUACAUGACCCAGAGCGACCUUCCAGGCCAGUGCCUGCCACUAUCACCCAGGGCGCGUUCCCAGGCCUGCUCCCAGCGUUGUGCAAGGUCCUGGGGGAGAACCAGGAAGUGAAACUGAGUGAAAACAGAAAGCUCCAUGGACCUGCUGGCUUCCCAGAUCGUCACGGGGCAGCUUGCUUCACGCCUCCUCGUCACUGGAACCCACCCAGCCCGGGAAUCAGCGCUCCCCUGAAGGAAUUUUGGGGGGCCAACAGGCUCCUUCCGAGACUCCACAGCCAAAAGCUGAAGGCAGCAGCUCCUCAAGGACUAGAAGAUCCCUGAGAGGAGGAUGGAGGCAGGAGGGGAGUGACAGGGGGAGGGUUAGAAAAGGCGGCCAGGCAGGGGAGGGGGCGCUGGCGAGCUGUCGAUGUGAUGCUUGGGCCUGAGGGCAGGAAGGCGGGCCAGGUCAAAAGGACUCUCUUACCCCGGAGAUAUUGCUUGUGGGAGCACUUAACUGGGGCUUGGCACCCAGUAGGUCGCCAAUAAAGCCGUGGUUGAAUCCUGA